AUGCUGAUCGAGGCAAUAACGUCAAAGGUCGCUCUCGAUUGGAUGGUUUCGCGUGGCUACAAAAGUUUGAAAAUUCAGUAUGGGAAGGGAAAGGAGCCAAGAAUUGAAUCAAAUGGUUUACCAAUCGCAAUCGAAGUGUACGAUUUUUUACCGUCACUGGAUGCUGAUAUGCGCAAGGCAGAUUUGAUCAUUAGUCAUGCUGGCGCAGGGACCGUCAUGGAGGCUUUGAGAUUACAAAAAAAGCUCAUCGUGGUGAUCAACACAAUGCUGAUGAACAAUCACCAAGAAGAGCUCGCAGGAGCAAUGGCAGAGCGGGGACACUUAUUGAUGGUCGAAAAGCCAGAAAAACUAGACGACAAUCUAACCUGGGUUUCUUUCAACGAUUUUGAGCCAAUAGUGUAUGAAGGCGGAGACGAAGACUCGUUUGCGAUACUGCUCGACUCGCAUCUUGGUUUCUCGAGCAAGAAAGCUGACUAG
Messenger RNA from Cylindrotheca closterium, 477 nucleotides. NCBI's taxonomy places the organism in Eukaryota, Bacillariophyta, Bacillariophyceae, Bacillariales, Bacillariaceae. The record is from the annotation of a GenBank genome assembly.